AUGGAUCUGAAAGUGGAUAAGAAAACUUGCAGCGGCUGCCACACUACCAAAACCCCCCUCUGGAGAGGAGGCCCAGCUGGUCCCAAGUCACUGUGCAAUGCCUGUGGGAUUAAGUACAACAAAAAGCGGCGGCAGCUACUCGGACUUGACAAAGGAAAGCCACUCAAGAAAAAGAAGAGAAGCAACGUCGCCGGCCAGAGUAGCGGUGCACGAGGUAGCCUGAAAACGCGAUUUAUGGUGUUCGCCGGCGGCGAUUUGUCGAUUUUGAAGAGGUCCAGCAAGCUGAUGGACGAGCUGAGGGAAGAGGAGCGCGCGGCGGUGGUGCUCAUGGCUUUGUCCUGUGGGUCGGUUUAUGCUUAG
Molecule: messenger RNA, 360 nt
Organism: Striga asiatica
Lineage: Eukaryota; Viridiplantae; Streptophyta; Magnoliopsida; Lamiales; Orobanchaceae
Source: the annotation of a GenBank genome assembly